CCUGAAAAACAAUAAAUUUUUCUUUUGACUUUAAAAACCCAGCUAACUUUUCUUUGAAUGGAUCAAAUUAGACCCGACGUUAAUUAGACUAACGGAACAUGUUAACCCUGUUAAUUUGCACAGUUAGCCAGUACGACAACGUUUUAUCUUAAACUUCAAAAUAAGAUCUGAAACCCUAAUAUCAUUUUCCCCCAAAUCGAUUUGGGGAUUUUCUUGACACACCAACCCUAAAAAUUACGAUUACAACUCAAAAUCCUCCAAUCUCACACGAUUGACUUCCCUUAGCACGAAGAUGAGUUCGGAUUCGACAGCUGAGAGUUCAACCGUGAACACAUACGGUAUUCGUGGGUUUCCGGCGAGCUGUGUUUGCGGGACUAAGACAACAAUCUACACGUCUGAGACUAACAAGAAUCCGGGGAGACCUUUCUUCAGAUGUCUUACGAGAAGAAAGAACCACUUGUUUAAAUGGGUUGAGGAGGCUGUUUAUGAAGAGGUUCAAGAUGCCUUACCAAAGAUUGUACUGCUUGAAGCUGAGCUUAACAAAGAAAAAUCUGAUAUUGAAGAUUUGAAAGGCGUGGUCACUGAGUUGAUGGAAGAGGUUGUAAGAGCCAAAACAGAGGUGAAGAGGUGUAAGGUGAUGAUGACGAUCUUGUUUGUGAUCAUGUGCGUGAUCAUCAUUGUCCUACUAGUUAGUUUGAUGUAGAAUUAAGUUAGUUAUUUGCUUAAUGUUUGGUCUUGACUAUGUUUGGGGCUUAAUUCAGUGACUAUUAUGUUGGUUUCAUUGACUAUGUUGUUGUUUGAAGUAAUGAACUAAGUUGUUGUUGUUGGUUGAGAUACAAACCAAUCUUAAAUAAAGCUUGAUGAAACAUAGCAUAAGUUAAGUGUCAAAGCACUACAAAAUAGAUCCGAAAAUACUGAUACACAAGACAGAAACCUGAAAGCUGAGUGUUAAAGCAC
Molecule: messenger RNA, 957 nt
Organism: Brassica napus (rape)
Lineage: Eukaryota; Viridiplantae; Streptophyta; Magnoliopsida; Brassicales; Brassicaceae
Exons: 2
Coding region: 293-703 (136 amino acids)
Molecular function (GO): zinc ion binding
Source: RefSeq, a predicted model, not a curated record